Osmia bicornis bicornis is the source of this 2736-nucleotide messenger RNA. RefSeq lists its product as uncharacterized. The record is from RefSeq and is a predicted model, not a curated record. NCBI's taxonomy places the organism in Eukaryota, Metazoa, Arthropoda, Insecta, Hymenoptera, Megachilidae. Bases 219 to 2411 code for a protein of 730 amino acids. The transcript is spliced from 8 exons.
CAUGGGAUGCGUGGUUGGGUUAGUGUAUCGGUUAUAUAUUUCCAUAGAUCAUUCAUAAUCCCAUAAAAAUAGUUUGUUUAUCGACAAGUGUUUUAUAAACAACAUCAGAGAUGUUGCAUGCGUAGUAGAAGAUCAUUGAACACCACGAAACAAUUACCAUAUUACGUCAUCGGACGAAAGAAACCGGAAGAAUUGCACGGUUUACUUAAUUCCAUAAAAUGGAGAACCGAAAACAAAUGGUACCAGGGGAGAAUAAUUCCGACGGCAGGGAGGACGAUGACGUGAGUGUGAUUGCUAUAAUAGAAAAAGAAAACGAUCGGUCAUUGAGAUACGAGCAAACGGAGAAAACGGAUGAGAAACAAGAAGAUCGACGAGUGAUCGAGGACAAGAAAUAUAAGGAGGACAGUGAUUACGUGCGUGAUUCGACAGAAACCAGUAGCGGAGCCUCGACUUCCGGCGGUGGAGUUAGCAAAAUAAGAAGAGUCUAUCGGGCUGUAAGAAAAACUCACAGCGUGACGGAAGUCCGUAGAAAUCCGAUACGCGCGAAGAAGAAGGAUCCAGAUAAAAAUUUUCCCCGGUUAAGGCAGCGAUUACUUGCCGCGAAGAAGAAGGAAAUGCUUUUCAGUUCGGAGGACGGUAAACGAGGAAAAUCUUCCACUAAGCCUUACAUGAACACCAGAUCAGUGACACGAAAAAUGUACAAUGUAGGAGCCACUUAUCAGGCACCCACCAUGAAGGAUGCACUGGAAUGGAAAGAGUGGCCCGUACAUGGAAUGCACGAGAGACCAGUUUUCCAUCCCCAGCUUGGUCUGGCCGCGGAAUAUCUGGGCCGAUAUUUCACAAGCUUCGACGGGCUUUCUUACUGUGAGAUAAUUAAUCGGCCGGAAAUAGAAGUGGUAUCCGUCGAUCCUCACUGCGAUUCUCUUCAUUCCUCUUUCGAAAAAAAACGUAGUAAGAAAAGCAAGUCCAGUAGAAGCUUCACAAAUAUUCGAAACUCGAAAGAUCCAUCAGAGAAGAUGAAAUCCUUUGAAAGUUGUAUGCAUGAAAGUUUCCACUGUGUCCUUGGUUAUUGCUCCCAAGUGAUGACUCCUACUUAUAAAACCAACGUGGAGGGAAAGCUGGAUAUGUUAAAUGAAAAGAAGAAUUCAUCUACAGUCGUUAAAGAAACGCCAAAACAAUCAAACAUUGUCGAACAGACUCCUAGGAAAGAUUCGCCAAAUAAUUCCAAGGAAAAUCUACAAAAAGCCAUUGAAGAAAGUAGGAUGGAUAAUUACACAGCUGUUAUGACGCCACAGAACGUGAAGAACUUUAAUCAAAUUCCAAAAACGCAAUUGUUCCCAGCGCAGAAAGUCUACCUUGCUAAUUCCCAAAAAUCCAUCGCCUUCGCUAACAUGAAAACGCUUCAGGGAGGACAGGUGAAGAUUCAAGAUGCAGUACGACCGUCCAAGAACCCUUUUAUACUGGUUAACACUUCAGACAUAAAGGACACACGGUUUGUAAAAUCUACCCCAAGCACUGUGAACACAAAACCUGAAGACACGAUCGUUGGUGAAGAAAAUUUAGGCGAGCUGUCGUCGAUAUACAAACACUUUGACCUAAGCGAGCAAUUUGGCUCAAAGAAAGCUCCAACGAAACGCGAGAAGAAAGUAGAGUUCGCCAUGACCAGAUACCUGCUUAACACCGCUAAACACACCAAGAUUCAAAUACCAAACGCUGGGGAAGGGAAAUUGUACUAUGAAAUACCCUGCAAAGGACUGAAAGUCAAGUCACCUUCUACAACUUUGAAUAAGACCUGCUACAGCAAUGAAGCCACAGAGAUCGCCAAGAUUCUCUCCGAGUACAAUAAAAAUACCACAAAGAAACCAUCCUCGGAGAACGCUUCUUUCUGCCCUGUGAAAAACACGAGGGUCAACGAACUUUCCGGCAAAAAUGAGAAUACGAGUCAGAGCUCUCAGGAGACGUGUAUAGAGAAGAACACACAGUUAACGUUCUCCCAUGGUAAGUGGAGGCGGUUUCACUUGACUAUGGGGAAGGCGAGAGACCUGAAAAGUAUCAGAAACGAGGAGAAACUUUUGCCGAACAGGCAGUCGUUGUUCAGGAUCAAUCCGACGGGGCUGCGUUCCUCGCCAGGGGGGAUGAUCGAGGUGUCCAAGCACCUGGAGUUGCUUCAACGUAGGCAAACUAACGUGGAGAACGUGGAGGAGAAGAAGAGCACGUCUGCAACGAGCGACGAUGUGGAUUCAACGGCUCCCAAGAUGCAGUACUUGCAGGAAUUGUUGGAAGACACAGCCAUGUUGUACUGCGCUGCUACUGUUAAGUCAUCGCAAAGCAAAGAUCCAUCGUUUGUUUUUAUUAACGAAACCAUCAGACAAUCGACACAGUAUAAACAUUUUAUAUUGUUUACAAUAUAACCAGGUACCUUUCAACAUUGAAGGUAAAUCGAAGCUUAAUGAUCUGUGGUGGAGUGCAAAGAGCUAAUUAGUACGAGAUGUUUUCUUUAAUUUCGUAGUCAACACCAUGCCGUCAUUGACCCCGGCAUGUAUGAGAAGCAUGCAGGUAACGAGGAUCGCGGAAUAGACGAAGAAAAGCGCGAUGAUGCCGAGGCGUCUUUGUCAGUCUCUAUCUUGUCGCCGUUUUCGGUGAACGUACCUGUUCUGACUCACUUUCCUCGCUGAUCGUCUUUCCAGUGACUUCUUCAGUGGUCGACUCAUCUUCGCUAUUGUCUUUGCACUUCCU